Messenger RNA from Hypomesus transpacificus, 1934 nucleotides. RefSeq names its product developing brain homeobox 1b (gene dbx1b). Gene Ontology annotation, biological process: cell differentiation in spinal cord; regulation of transcription by RNA polymerase II. NCBI's taxonomy places the organism in Eukaryota, Metazoa, Chordata, Actinopteri, Osmeriformes, Osmeridae. Gene Ontology annotation, molecular function: DNA binding; DNA-binding transcription factor activity, RNA polymerase II-specific. The transcript is spliced from 4 exons. The record is from RefSeq and is a predicted model, not a curated record. The coding region runs from base 1 to 960 and encodes 319 amino acids.
AUGAUGUUCCCCAGCGCACUUGCGCCACCUGCAAUGUACCCAGGGACUCUGUCUCUACCCCAGUCACUGCAGUCAGCAUUUGCCGCUCAUUCAAGCUUUCUAAUGGAAGACCUGCUGCGGAUCAGCCGGCCGGUGAGCUACAUGCACCGGACAAUUCCUUUUCACAGCGUGUCGCCUUCAGUGACAGGAAUCACCACGCUCACGAGCGGCCGCACUGACAUGGCUGUCAUUUCUUCGCAGACAAGGGCGAGUUCUCCUCAGACCUCAGUGUCCACGCACAGCGACCCCAACUAUCUAAAGUUUGGAGUUAACGCCAUCCUAGCACCAUCCAGACACGCAUCCUCCUCCCCAUCCUUGCACGGCCUUCACUCCAAAGCUUUCCCUCUACCGUAUUUUGACGGGUCGUUUCAUCCCUUCGUCAGAGCAUCGUAUUUUCCAGCAUCAUCUUCUGUUGUACCUAUUCCUGGAACGUUCUCAUGGCCGCUGGCUGCCAGGGGCAAGCCUAGAAGAGGGAUGCUUCGACGAGCAGUGUUCUCUGACGUGCAGCGGAAAGCCUUGGAGAAAAUGUUUCAAAAACAGAAAUACAUCAGCAAACCUGACCGAAAGAAACUGGCCGCCAAAUUAGGUCUCAAAGAUUCACAGGUAAAAAUAUGGUUCCAAAACCGAAGAAUGAAGUGGCGCAAUUCCAAAGAGAGAGAAUUGCUGUCGUCCGGAGGGAGUCGUGAACAAACGCUGCCCACCAAACUGAACCCCCAUCCGGACCUCAGUGACGUCGCCAAGAAGUCGUGUGAGGAAGAGGUGGAAGCUUACAGACGGGACAGUCCGCGCGCUUCUUUCUGCCACUCUCCGUCCGACCGCGACCACUUGAACAGCGUAGAGUCGCAUCUUUCCUCGCCCUCCAUUUCUAGCAAGCACUCGGACUUUUCAGAAUCGGAGGACGAAGAAAUUACCGUGUCUUAGUUGUGAAUAGAUUACUUAUGAUGACACGUAUUUUAAUAGUUAAACAAUGUGAACAUUAAUUACGCGAUACACAAGUGUAACUUCUUAUCCUUGUAACUUUAAACACCAUUUCAGUUGCAUUUGUCUUGCAGAUCUACCCCGGUGGUUGUUUUAAGGGAUUCACUCCUUGAAGUAAAUUAGCUGUAUUUUCUCAGCCCUUUGUAACGUGCUAAAAUAUUUUAAGGGAAAUCUUUAUACCAAGAGUAUUAUUAUCACUGACUAUUCAAUUAGAUUGAAUACUUUAAAAAAUACUAUAUCGAUGCUAGAUGUAUAUAAAAACACAUAUUUUAUUCGUAUGUCUUGUAUGAAUAUUUGUACUCCGAGUAUAUUUUUCUACAUAAACGUAUCCAAAUGUAUAAUAAAUGUCAAGCUGAUUAUAAGUGAAUAAAUGAAUGAAAUAAUAUUUAAACGUUAUUGACUCGCAUCAAAGUGAGAAAGAUAAAAAUCAUGGAUCGGUAAUUGACGAACGCAUCAAUGACUACUGUGUAAUUCAUUAUAAGGUCAGAUUCAUUUACAAAGUUUCUUCAUUUAGGAAACCUAUAAAUUGACAAGGAAUAACAACUUAAAAGAGAUGGAAACUGUACAUUUGGUUACAAAUACUAGUUCUGCUAGAAAAUGUAAUUGAAACAUGGAAUAGAUCUAAUCUUUACAAAAUUAAAAUGUACAUGACCAAAAUUGACAUAUUAAAGACUAAUCAUAGAUUAUCAACAACUGGAUGAUGGAAAUAUCUCACCUUUCAGCUACACAUUUUAAUAUACAAACUCUGUGGUAAAAAACAAACAAAACAUCAACACCCACACACAAACACACAUUUCUAUUUGUUCUUGCAUCAACCACAUACUCUAGCACUGAAAACACACCCACCUAAUUAUUCACAGAUCAGUUCACAGGCUGACCUACAGGAAAACACAUCUUGGCAUCAAUAACUUGAAAAA